GCUCUGGAGGAUUCGGGGGCGGCGCCGGCGCAGAUCCUGAACCCCCUCAGGAACGCCCUGGAAUGCGCCCGGAGCGCCGGGGAUGAACGGCUGCAGCGUCGGGUGCUGCGGCGGCUCCGGGCUCAGCAGCUCCGGGCCGGGGACCCCGAGGGGGCCGAGGAGACCCAAAAGGAGCUCGGGGGGGACCCCCGGGGGGAGGAGGAAGAUGAAGAUGAAGAUGAAGAUGAAGAAGAUGAAGAUGAAGAGGAGGAGGAGGAGGAGGAAUCGGAUUCGGAGCUGUCCGAGAGCGAUGAUGAAGAGGAAGAUCUCGAGGGGUACCCCAAAAGUGUCCCCGGGAGGCGCCGCAGCAACAAGUGGAACCGUCGGAACGAGCGUGGCGAGACCCCCCUGCACCGCGCCUGCAUCGAGGGCGACCUCAAACGGGUCCGCCUCUACCUGGACCAGGGUCACCCGGUGAACCCUCGGGAUUAUUGCGGGUGGACCCCCCUGCACGAGGCCGCCAACCACGGACACCUCGAGAUCGCCCGGCUGCUGCUGGCGCGGGGCGCGGCGCGGGACGACGCGGGCGGGCCGGGCUGUGAGGGGCUGACGCCGCUGCACGACGCGUUGGCCUCGGGGCGCUUCCCGGUGGCGCAGCUGCUGAUCCGCGCCGGGGCCCGGCUCGAUGCCAGGGACGCCAAGGGCCGGACGCCGCUGCAGACGCUGCAGGAGUGGCUGCGCAGCUUCGGCCCCGAGCUCGACGCCGAGACCCGCCAGAGCGCCCGGGAAACCCUCCGGAUGCUCCGCGAAAAAGAGGCUCCCGAGGAAUCCCAAAUCCCAAAUUCCGCCUCCAGCCCCACCCGGAAGCGCCAACGGAUCCCAGAGGAUGAAAACGAGGAAAAAACCCAAAAUUUGGGAAAAUCCGGCGUGGAAAAUCCCGAAAUUCCAACAGAAAAUCCCGAAAUUCCGACAGAAAAUUCCGAAAUUCUGCUGGAAAAUUCCAAAAUUCCGACAGAAAAUCCCGAAAUUCCGACAGAAAAUCCCGAAAUUCCGACAGAAAAUCGCAAAUUUCAGCCAGAGAAUCCCAAAAUUCUGCCCAAAAAUCCCAAAAUUCCGGCGGGAAAUCCCAAAAUUUUGGCGGGAAUUCCCAAAAUUCCGUCGGGAAUUCCCAAAAUUCCGUCGGGAAUUCCCAAAAUUCCGUCGGGAAUUCCCAAAUUAAUUCCGGAAGUUUCCCGGCCGGCGCUGAUCCCGCUGGAGGAAUUCCUGGCGCAGGAGGAUUGGCUGGAGGACGAUUUGGGGCCAUCCCGGAAAAAACCCCGACGGAAUUUUCGGGAAUUUCGGGAAUUCCGGGAUCCCAAAAUUCCCAGAAAUCCCAAAAUUCCCAAAUCCGGCAGCUCCCGAAAUUUGGAGGAUUCGGAGCCGCGGGAAUUUCCUGAUUUUGGCUCUGAUUCGUCGGAAAUUCCGGAAAAUUUUGGGAAUUCGGGGGAAAUUCCGGAAUUUUCCGGGAAUUCAGCAGAAAUUCCGGAAGAUUCCGGGAAUUCUGCGGAAAUUCCGGAAUUUUCCGGGAAUUUGGUGGAAGAUCCGGAAGGUUCCGGGAAUUCCGCUCCGGUUCCGGCCCUGAGGAUCCGGAUCCGAAUCCAGGACGAGAUUUUCCUCAUCCCGGUGCUGCCCAGCAGCUCGGCGCGCAUCUCGGCUCUGUGCGCGGCGGCGGCGGAGCGCUUCAGCCGCGGUGCCGGGAGCCGCCCGCAGCUGCGGCUGCGCCGGGCCGGGGCUCUGCUGGAGCCGCAGGACAGAGUCACCCACCUGCUCAGGGACGGGGACCAGGUGGAGGCCGAGAUCCUGGGCUGGGAUUUGCCGCCGCUCCCGGAGCGUUACCGGAGAAUCUGCGCCAGCAUGGGCCUGGCCCCGUCGCAGGCGCUGCUGCAGCUGCUGCGGCUGCAGGCCGCGUGCGGGGCGCUGGAGGUGCCGGCGGGGCUGUCGCUGCGGCGGCUGCAGCUGCGGGCGCUGCUGCGGGCGCUGCGGGCGCAGGAGGAGCUGCGGGAGCUGCGGCUGCACCAGCGCAGCCUCGGGGACGCCGACGCAGCCGAGCUGGGCAUGGCGCUGGCGGCGCUGCCGCGCCUCGCCCGCCUGCGGCUGCACGGGAGCUGCAUCGGAGCCGCCGGCAUACGCAGCAUUGCUGGUACUGCCGGGACGCUGCAGGCCCUGCAGGAGCUGGACCUCAGCCUGACCCCGCUGGGGGACACCGGUGGUCACUCUCUGGUCACUCAGUGGUCACUCAGUGGUCACUCAGUGGCCCUGCAGGAGCUGGACCUCAGCCUGACCCCGCUGGGGGACACCGGUGGUCACUCUCUGGUCACUCUGCUCGGACAGUGUCCGGCACUGGUCACUCUGCGCGUCCGGAGCUGCGGCCUGAGCCGGCCAUUCCCCAUCCCAGACACGACCCCUCUGCAGAGCCUGGCCCUGUCCUACAACCACCUGGGCCGGGCGGGGCUGCGGCGGCUCCUCAGGACGAUCCCGGCCAGGAGCAUCCGGAGCCUGGAGCUGGACGGAGUCCUUGGGGACACUGGGGACACUGGGGACACCGAUGGGGACAUUGACAGGGACACCGAUGGGGACAUCGAUGGGGACAUUGGUACGGAGCUGGCACGGUACCUGCAGCAGCCUUGGUGA
This is a messenger RNA of Taeniopygia guttata (zebra finch), 2649 nucleotides long. The record is from RefSeq and is a predicted model, not a curated record. NCBI's taxonomy places the organism in Eukaryota, Metazoa, Chordata, Aves, Passeriformes, Estrildidae.